This is a messenger RNA of Ostrea edulis (European flat oyster), 2806 nucleotides long. RefSeq lists its product as uncharacterized. Gene Ontology annotation, molecular function: sodium channel activity. Gene Ontology annotation, biological process: sodium ion transport. Gene Ontology annotation, cellular component: membrane. Bases 16 to 2076 code for a protein of 686 amino acids. Lineage: Eukaryota; Metazoa; Mollusca; Bivalvia; Ostreida; Ostreidae. The record is from RefSeq and is a predicted model, not a curated record. The transcript is spliced from 5 exons.
GGACUGCGAUUGACCAUGAACAUUGAACAGUAUGAGUACAUGCCAGGGCCCCAUGAUGCUGCGGGAAUUAAAAUGCUAUUACAUGAUCCAAAUGAAAUCCCACGGGUUCACGCCCUAGGUCAAGCUAUUCCACCAGGAUCCCAUGUAUUUGUUGGUGUCAAAAUGAUAGAGAUCACGAACCUUCCUCGCCCACAUGGGGACUGCUUUGAUAAGUCCCUGGAAUACGCCGAUAUGUACACAACAGAGGCGUGUCAGUUAGACUGCCUUACCAGGAGAGCAGCAGAGAAAUGCGGAUGUCGGUCAUUGUUCAUGCCGGAGAAAAAUGAAACAUUCCCUAUGAUGUCAGCUGCAUUGUGUGAUUGCCCAGUGCCGUGCAGUUUCAGACUUUAUGAAACUGAUAUAUCAUAUGCCAGCACAUCCGAAUACAGUUUGAACAAAUUUUUAAGUGACGAUGAUAAAGGAAAUCUAUCUCAAAGUUUGUUGGAAGCAGCGGAAGUGACGUCACGAUACGAGGUUGCUAAAUACUCGCAAAUACAAUCCUUGUAUGACAACUUUGUACGUCAUAUGGAUACAGUGAGGAGGAGAGUCAUCGUUAACGUAAAGGAAACCGUUAACAAAGCCACACUUGAAGUCAAUCAGAGAUAUAAAGAAAUUGAGGAUCACUAUAAUUGGAAAGACUAUUUGUAUAGGUAUCAAGAAUACAUUCUACAGAAAAAUUUCAUGCGUCCCCGAGAUGCUUACGAAGAGCGCAUAUUUCAUAUAGUGGCACUGGGGUAUGCUGAAUAUAUAAUGACAGUAGAGGGAAGAAUUCGAAUGCUGGCAGGUGGAGAGUUUACAGAUGAUUCUACAAGGCGUCUUUUAUAUGAAGAUAUAUCAGCCUUGUUGACGAAUAGAAAAAUGAUUGUAGAGAUUGCCUUGGUAAACUAUACGUCUUUAAUAGAAGCAUAUGAUACGGGAAUACAGAUUUUCAAUUAUAAAUUUUUUGACACACCACGUGCACAUAACAUCCCUGCAGCACCAAAACUACUUAUCAAAGAGUCGAGAGUUCAUAACAGUUAUGCUACGAGGUAUGGAAAACGAUUUGGAUCUUACCUCAACCGCACGAUCGCUGUUCUCGAGGUUUGUCAUGAAUUGCUUGAUGAGGCAUAUUCAAAUAUGACCCUGGAUGAAGAGAGCAUGACGGAUUGCCGCGAGAAAUUUAGAUACUUAAUGAGGAACUGGGUGUUUGCCAGAAGUGUAUUCUACUUUGACACAAUAGACUGGCCAUUGAAGCAGAUCGAAGAACGACACGAAAAUUUUGACAAACAGUGGAACGAAUUAAACACAGUGUUCGGAAAUCUUAAUCAAAGCUUGAUUUCCUUGAAAACCGAAAUAGAAUCUUUUGAAGAAGGUACGUUUGAAAGUAUUAAAGAGAUACGUGAUUCUGUGAAGGAUUAUCUGAAUAACACAGUGUCUAAACUGUAUAUUUCGGAAAGAUUUACAUCUCUUAGUUUUAAACAUUUGGUGACAAAAUUUGAUCUAUUUUUUCAACAACUUCGUUCUAGGGAAUCGUCUAUGAUGGACUGGUUAAGCCAAAUGAAUGAUGAUGCGUUUGGUAUUUUAAAAGUAAUAGUAUAUGAUCAGGAUUCGUGGGAGUAUUACAAUUUUACAGGACGAACAGAAUAUUUGGGAAAUAUUUCAGAUAUUGAGAGCGAUUUGAAAGAAAACUAUACCGCGACAGCUGCAUUGAUGCAGUUUUCUCUUACUGUUAACGGAAGUGACUCGGUGUUGUUGUCAACAUUCAGUGAUUUUGUAGAAGAAAUGAUGGCUUAUAAAGAUUCCCUGAAGAUCGACAGCAGUUUUAUCAAAGAUAAUUUCCUGCAUGUCGACAUUUUCUACCGACAAAUGAGCUACGAAGAGAUACACCAGCAGAAAGCUUAUGAUAUGUUUUCCCUAUGGUGUGAUAUAGGGGGAACUAUGGGCCUUUUCUUGGGAGCAAGUUUCUUGUCUCUUGUAGAAUUGGUGGACUUCAUAUUGACCCACACGGUGAAUCCCAAAAAAGGGAACAAGGAACACACCAGAAAGCAGUUCUUGUAGAGAUGAUUGGUUUUAAGAAUUAUCUUAUUUUCCUAGGCAUUCCAUGUUCUUUUGUUCUCGUCUAUCAAUAAGAAAAGAAACUGAUGAUCCAAGAAUGAGUGUACAUUCAUAUACUGAAAUUUACAUUUGAUAUCUUUACAAAUUCUACUGACUACCAUUUAGGCUUUGUUGAUAUAAAAGGACACGAACGACAACCCUCACGACAGCAUAUUCUAAGUGAAGCGCUAACGUCCUUCAUGGAGGAUGUCCGUGUGAAUAUCGCAGUUCAUACUCCAUGUAUUUUUUUGUCAAAAAUGAAAUUCAAUUCUUAACCAUAAAGGAACUACCAUGAUAAAUAUUAAUAUAAAAUAGUAUCAAUGAAUAUAGACAUUUUUGCGAGUUUUAUUUUUGAGAAUCUGGGUAAAAAUGCUAUUGAUUUAAUUAUAUGUACGUGUCAAAUGAUUGCUAAUUUAUUUGUUCCGAUGCUGAAUAUAAGUUUUUUCCCACAAGUUUUAAAUUUACGAAUAAUACUUUUGUACGUUUGAUGUAUAGGCCCUCAAUAUUGCCUUUAACCACCCCCACCAGAUUAUAUGUUCAAAUCAAGCAAUAUUUUAAUAUUUUAUAUUAUUUUGUUUGAAAUCUUUCCGUUUAUUUUGUUGAAAACGAUUUUAAAAGUAGAUGUCUACAUGUUCACAUCGUUUAAUGUUUCUGGUGAAUAGACAACAUCUCAUCCAAAUAUCAUAACAUCUAA